AUGGCAGCCCCAUCGUCGACUUCACCAUUGGUGCAGGUGAACGUUGGCAAUGUCAAGCACAAGCCGAAAGUGGUUGCAUUGUAUGAGCGUCUGUUGACAGAGGACUCACAGCAGCCCGGGUACUGGGUAGAGUUUUUCUUGCUUCCGGUUGCUCGCAAUGAACUGCUGGCCAAGCUGCGAGAACUGAGCAACGAAGAGCUGAUUUCCAAGGCGCCCACGCUCCAGACGCUGAUGGCGGCCGCGGUGACGAAUUUGCAGUCAGAUGAUGUGUUUUUGCAGUCGAAUACCUUGGAGAUCAUGCAAGUAGUAUUCCGGGUACUGCUCUUUGACAAGAAACUCUCAUCCCGAGAUGUCAUUACUGCAUUAGCUGGCUUGGACAGAAUCGACCACAUGAUGGAUCAGCUAACUGAUUCGCUGCUCAUGUUGUUGCCGGGCCAGCUGAGCCAUAAAACCGUCCUGUUUCUGAGCAUUGUUGCUGCCGCGUCGACGGGCACAUCGCUAGCGAGCUACUUUGGCUAUAAGAAUUUCUUCACGCCGCUCAUUAUGUUUAUUGAUGCGCGGCCUACCGGCAGCCCCGAGCAAGUUGAUGCAUUUCUUGCAAUUGGCAUUCUGGCCAACCUGAACAAGUUCAAUGACUCGGUGGAUGUAUAUCUUCAACGCAUCAACGAUUUCGUGGACCAGGACAUAAUGUCAAAACUGAUUACAGCCACAAAAGGGCCAUUGGACAAUUGCAGGUACGAUUAUGUCUAUUCGCUAACCGCCAAGCCGUCGUGGCUCGGAUGGUUCGGCCAGCCCGCUGCUCCUGCCAAACCGCUGGCCGAUCUCCCUCAAUCCCCGGAGAUUGCCAUUCUAAUGCCACUCUACGAGUUUGCCGUACACAACGACGUCUUUGCAGUGAAACUGGUCACAAUGACAUCUGAGUUUCGUGUAUUGAUCGAGCUGUCUUCGCACUUGGUGCAAAACCAAACCAACGUGCGCACGCCAAUAUAUGCCCGACUCGUCCUCCUAAUGUUUAGGAAGUUUGUUGAGUCGUCGACGGUGUUUGCGCAGCUUGUGAACCCUGAGAAUAAGACCGAAUAUGAAAUCAGCCAACAGCGUGCUCCACCGUUGGAGCGCGAUGCGACUCCUCGUUUACCGCUGGCCGGUAUCUUGGAUAUUAUACAGUGUUCAUUACGUUUCAAUGUUCGCAAAACAAUGGACAACAGUCUCUAUACCCUUAUCUUCUAUGUUUUGUUACAGGCCUUUGCAGCGUUGCGACAGGCUUCACUGGUGUUGCCAUAUAACUGGCCCCAGCUUUGGCAGACCUUGCUCUUGCUGCUGAAACACCUCAACAAAAGCGAGUCUGCUGUGGGCAUUGAAGUCGCCAGCAUGGCCUCCCUUGCCGUCGCUCAUUGUCUUAUUGAGCGAGACCUUUUUCCAGCCGAACAGUACGCUGAUCUGUUCUAUAAUGUUGUGAACCAUGCAGAAAUUUUCCAAACGCUUGCAUCGAAAUAUGCCUUGGCCAAAACAGCAUCUUUAGCGGCCAUCCACGCAAUGGUCGCUCACUACGAGUUACUUUCGCAGCAGAAUCCGGACCUUACCGAGCAAAACAUUAGUGAUGUCGUCAAGCAAGGACAGCAUGCCGCUGCAAUGUACGAUAAGCAAAGGCCAAAGUCACUUCUUACUCGAGAAAACUUGCCAAGAUUCAGCGAGGUCAACGAGCAACGGUUCUUGAAGCGGGUAACCAGAGUCGCCUUCGUUGAUGCCAUCAGCUUUACUUAG
This is a messenger RNA of Wickerhamiella sorbophila, 1761 nucleotides long. RefSeq lists its product as hypothetical. Gene Ontology annotation, cellular component: cytosol. The coding region runs from base 1 to 1761 and encodes 586 amino acids. Gene Ontology annotation, biological process: regulation of Golgi organization. The transcript has a single exon. Lineage: Eukaryota; Fungi; Ascomycota; Dipodascomycetes; Dipodascales; Trichomonascaceae. The record is from RefSeq and is a predicted model, not a curated record.